Molecule: messenger RNA, 630 nt
Organism: Dictyostelium discoideum AX4
Lineage: Eukaryota; Evosea; Eumycetozoa; Dictyosteliales; Dictyosteliaceae
Exons: 1
Coding region: 1-630 (209 amino acids)
Source: RefSeq, a predicted model, not a curated record
AUGGACCAAAUAGUACACAUCGUGGAAUCCUCUUAUCCAAAUGAGUUUUUUAAAUUUAUAGAUUGGGUGUAUACAAAUUAUAAUGAUGAAUUGAAAAAUGGUGAUGGUUUAUUCUCUUUGAAUCCAAAAAUAUAUCAAUAUCAUUUACUCAUUGCAAUCGAUAGAUUUGAUUUCAAUAACAACAACAACAGCAGUGUUAAUAAAUAUUAUAAUAGUAAAGAAAAGGAUUAUGAUGUUUAUAUUAAAAGAUUAAGACUCUUAUUAAACGAUGUUAACCAAUUCACUCCCUAUUUAUAUGAAAUUAAUAAUUUUAAAUUUUUAAAUUGGUUUUUAACAAUUAUCGAAAAGUAUCACAGUGAUUCUUCAUUAUCCAAUUCUGCCCAAGAUCAAAGAUUUUUAAUUAAAGUUUUGGUUAAUUCAUUUAUGGAGUAUAUUACAUCAAAUUCAAAAUUACAAAUUUUUGAAUACAUUAAUCAAAAUUUACAUUUCAUUUUAAAGGAAAAAUCAGAUGGUGGAAUAUUCAGUAACCAAGAAUUAAAAUCUUUUUUACUUUUUUCACUUCAAAGAGGUGCAAUCAAGAUUUCUAAAUUCUUUUCAAAUGAAAAAUUAAUUAAAUAUAAAUUUAAUUGA